This is a messenger RNA of Podarcis lilfordi (Lilford's wall lizard), 5856 nucleotides long. The record is from the annotation of a GenBank genome assembly. NCBI's taxonomy places the organism in Eukaryota, Metazoa, Chordata, Lepidosauria, Squamata, Lacertidae.
AUGUUCCCGUCCCGGCGCAAGUCUACUAUGUAUCGCCGCGCGGGUAGCGGGUAAGUAUCCUAAGGGAGAGGAAAUAUAUGAGAGAGAGAGGAAAACUAGGAAGGGGGGGGGGCGAUGGAUGAGAAGCGCUCGAGGACCGUGAAGGCUCAGCGUCUAAGCUUCAGUCCUGAAAUACCUGUUUUAUCUUCCCACUUUUUGUCGCAGUUUUGAGCGGUCAAGAAAUGGUGCUGUGGAGGUUAGGAUGGGCGUGAAUCUGAAUGGCUGAGAAACAAGCUUCGUUCCCGCCUUAACUAUACCCCGAGUGGCACAUCUCUUUGCUUUUUCCUCCAUUAAUAGUUUACUUCCCCUAUAGGAAUGAAUGGAAAGCACUAUAUGGGGGGGGGGGGAGAGGAGCACUUGAAGCGGGGCGCGGGGAGCUUGUACUGGAGGCGUUUUAUGGAGAUUGAGCUAGAAGAGACGUCUAAGAGGGCUGUAUACUUCCCCUUAUCUCACCCUGCCCUUCCUCUUCUCAAAUAUAGCAAAUCUUUUUUUUACCUAGAGAUGUAGUAACGGAAUCCAUGUUGUCUCUUGAGUCAGGAAGAAGUUUCUCCCAAGUAACUGGCAAUUGGCAACACAUUAGUUGUUAGGAAGAAGGGUUUUCAAGUUGGCGGGUUUCACUUUGCACAAGGUACAUGCAAUGCUUUUAAAGAGCCCAUUUUGGAUGAAUAUGGGGGGAUAGGAUGAGCUCUUGGAGUUGGUGUAACAUAGGGGAAAACUUAACAGCAUAUUUCUGUGCAUGUUUACUCAGUAGUAAGUAAGUCUUGCCUUCUUUUGCACAUGGAAUUAUCUGCUAUGUUUCACUGUGUUGACUUGCCCUAUUCUGAUUUUGCUUCAGGUCCUGCCGGCUGUUUGGUAUCCUACCCCGGAAAUUUUCUCUCUUUCAACUCUUUUUUGUUGCACUGUUGCUGGGUUUUCUCUCCCUGUUGUGGCUGCAACUCAGUUGUUCUGGGGAUGUGACUAGAAGUCAAAGAGCUGCAGCUACAGUGCCUCAGAAACCCUGUACAUUGGAGCCUCUCCCUCAGCUUCCUGAUGACUCAUCAUGGGGACCCCACCGUCUAGCAGUGUUGGUGCCUUUCCGGGAGCGCUUUGAAGAGCUGCUGGCUUUUGUGCCUCACAUGCAUCGCUUCCUCAGCAGGAAGAAAAUUCGCCAUCAUAUCUUCAUACUCAACCAGGUGGAUCAUUACAGGUACUGUAAGGUAUGGGUGAAUGUGAACCCCAUGCUGUGCCUCCCCCUCAAUGUUUCAACCUAACCUGUAUCCCAAAUUAUUGCGUUCUUCUUUGGGUGACUUUGGACAUGAUAUUGAUAUGGAAGGGAACAUUGGGCCUUUGUAUUAUCUAAAAUAGAUAUUUGCAUUUCCCCCACCUGCAAGAUGUGUAACCUUGAAAUCAUAUCUGAAGUCUCUCAUAUCCAUCUCUCAUUGAAACAAUGCUUGGAUAAUACAAAAUAUUCUAAAGGAACUGACUUUCCAAGGUUCCUCUAGCUCAGGGCAUGGGAACUGGGGCUCUCAACAACUCCUAUCAGCCCCAGCUUUCCUUCUUGCCCUCAUCUAUAGAGCAGAACUGAUACUUUCUUUUCAGAGGGAAAGUUUUUGCUUUUUAUACAUUUCCAUAAGGGUGUUCCUCUUCUUUUCUGAAACCAUAAGGAAGCAUGAUAUGAUGAAUGCUUUGGUGUGCUUAAACACACAGUCUUGGAAAACAAAAUGUAUUUCUUGGAUUUGUUUUAUAAGAACAUAAGAAGAGAUGGUUGGAUCAGUUCAGUGGCCUAUCUAGUCAAGUUUUGAUUUUCUCCAUCACUCUUAUAAUUUCAUACCUCAUUUCAUUCUCCUCCCUUUAUUUUCAGAAUUCCUGCCUUUCCAGCAUGUGUUUUUGGUAAUAAUAAUAAUAAUAAUAAUAAUAUCUUUAUUGUCAUUGCCCCCUUCGGGGACAACGAAAUUACUUGACUGCUCCAUAAAAACACUAAUUAAUCAAUAGAGUAUAAUACAGCAAGGGAGAUUAGAUGACUUUCAAAGUCCGGGCUUCCCAUUCAGGGCCGAGAUCGCUCUGGAGAAGAAGCUGCUCUUAAGACAGCUCGUUCUUGUCUUCAUCGUCCUGUAUCUCCGUCCCGACGGCAAGAGCUCGAAGAGACAGUGACCAGGAUGCGAUGGAUCUUUUACUAUGUCCAGUGCCUUCCUAUGGCACCUUGUGGCAUAAAUCUGCUCUAAGGUGGAGAGUGGGCAGCCAACAAUGCUCUCUGCUGCCUUAACAACCCUGCACAACCCCAUCCUGUCCUGGGUAGUACAGCUUCCGUACCACACACAUAAGCCAUAAGUAAUAUAUGCUAAUAAUGCAUUUCUGCUAUUGCACUUAAGUGCAUAGUUGCAAAUUCUCCCAACCAAAUUAAAAGUUAAAAUUAAAUAAAAGUUUCCUUCAAUAGGAAGAUUAUGAUCAGAAAGGGUAUAUAAUAUUAAGUCUGCACCAAUAGUGCAAAAUGCUUGCUCUUUUAACUCUGAUUGUUCACUGAAUAUUAGUACUAUUAUUGUUGUUACUAUUUUGAAAUUUAUUACCCACCCUUCACUAGCAGGUCCUAGAGCGGGAAUUUAAAAUUCAGAAUUAAAACAGACUGUAAAACAAAUCAGUCACUGGAAAAGUGUGGGCCUGAAAAUACACAUCUCAGGUAUCAAAGGUGCAUAUUCAGCUUAUGCCAAAAGCUGCAUUGUGAGGGUGCCAGAACACCUGUGAGGAGGGAAUUCCAUGACUCAGGGACUGCCACAGAGAUUGCCCUCUUCUGAGCCACUACCCCACCAACUUCUGAAAGUGGUGGGACUACAAAGAGAGCUCUCUCAGCACCUGAAGCGAUUUGUAGGAAUGGAGGCAGUGUCUGUUAUUUGGGGCCUAAGCCAUUUAGAGCUUUGAACAGUAGCAUGAGCCCAGAAACUAACAGUCAGUGCAGCUAUUUUAAAACAGGAGCUAUAUGAGUUCUAAAGGCAACCCCAGUAUGUAAUCUGGCUCCUGAAUUUUGAACCUGUUGAAGUUUCCAAGUCCUCUUCAAAGGCAGCCCCAUGUAGAGUGUAUUGCAAUGAUCCAGUCUGGAAGUUAACAGGACAGGACUGUAGCUGGAAAUAGCAUUUCUAGCUCCUGAGGCCACCUGGGUUUCCAGUGACCAUGCUGCAUCCAGGAGUACCUCAAGUUAUGAGCCUGCCAGAAUGGAUUUGAGAACCCGGUACACAUGCCACCUAUGCCUAUUUAGUAUCAAUUAGCUGGUGCAUAUCCAGCUAACCACUACUACCUAUGUAGCACCUAAGCCACUUCUCAUGAUUCAGAUGAAAGAGAGAGAGAGAGAGGUGGGUGUCAUCUGCAUAGUGUGACUCCAAAACCCCAGAUGACAGCUCCCAGUGAGUUCCUAGGGACAGCGUAGAUCAUCAAACAGUGGUUGGGUGCACAAGCUGAACACUUUUGACAGUGGUGGCUGAGCUUUCCUGAAUAUAAUUUUCUGACAUAGGUCCCAUCUGCUUGCAUUGGUCUCUUGGGCAGGUUUAACAGAGCAUCUCUGAUCAACGUGGGCUUCCUCGAAAGUGGCAAUGACACGGAUUACAUUGCCAUGCAUGAUGUGGACUUGUUACCUCUUAAUGAGGAAUUGGACUACGGCUUCCCAGCUGCAGGCCCUUUCCACGUGGCAUCGCCAGAGCUGCACCCUCUCUAUCACUAUAACACCUACGUAGGUGGCAUCUUGCUGCUCACCAAGCAGCACUAUCGAAUGGUAAGACCUAAGUUCUUUCUUUUGGGCUCCUGGGAUAUCUUAUACAACCCACAGAAGGACAAAGUCCUUGCUAGUUAUUUUCAUUGAACCCACCACCCUGAGAUUAAGAGUCUUGUGCUCUACCUUCUGAGCAAUCCCAGAAUCAGUUAGGGGGUUAGACUUGGCACUGUACAUUCAAUGGCUUUUGAUGCACUCUACUCCAUUUAAUCCUGAAGACGAAGAGUCUUGCGGUAAUGGUGUUAGCUGUGGCUUAGUAAAGACAGCAGCAGAUAUUACUGUCUCUGUCCCAAGACUUGAAGGAGGGAGAAUAUUUCUGGUUUCAACUGUGCCUUUAUUGUUGUUUCAGUGUAAUGGAAUGUCGAACCGCUUCUGGGGCUGGGGCCGUGAGGAUGAUGAGUUUUAUCGCCGCAUCAGAGGCGCUGGACUUCAGGUGAGGCUGCAGAAUGGCUUUCGCUGUAGUUUGAGACCUUGGGACUCUAGUUCUGGGUGAGAUUUGAGCCUGUUAUUCUGGCAUGGUGUGUGAAUUCUGUUUUGGACAGAGAUUUCUGGCUUCAAUGUAGGCUCCAACUUUUUAUUUCAGCUGUUCCGGCCAUCAGGAAUUAAAAGUGGAUAUAAGACAUUCCAGCAUCUUCAUGACCCAGCUUGGCGCAAGAGAGACCAGAAGCGCAUUGCUUCCCAAAAGCAGGUGGGAGUUUCUCAUGUGGGAGAUGGGGGAAGCAGGUGGCUGGGGGUUGGAACUAAAAAUACAUUGUUUUUCUUACGUGGAGCUGGCCAUAUAGCUCUGUAGUAAGUCCUGCACUGUUGCUUCCGCUUAGCCUGGAGGGAACAGCGUUGAGCAAGAUGGUUACAUCAGAAGGCACAGAAAUAGGUAUGGCCUGAAACUCAUGGAACUCAUGAAUCUGUUAUAGAUUUUUUCUACAAAAUGUAGACAGUAUUGACUUUUCAAAAUAUUUAAUUUUAAAACGCACAUUUCUAUCCCUGAUGACUGUGGAUAAAAACUUUACAAUGUAAGCAAUAAAUGCUGGCAUUAGAAACCAGGGAGUGUGCCUUUUGCAGCCAGUAUCUCCGUCCUUUAGUGCCUCUGAUGUUUCUUCCCAGUGUUCACGUGUAUCUGCUUUCCCUUCCUUAUGAGUGCCAUAAAUAAAAUAAAAUGAAAUGAAAUGAAAUAAAAAAUUUCAAAAAUGAUGCCCACCCAUUCAGUUUGAACAAAGCUUGUGUUGUAAAUUGCUUCAGGAUGCCUCACAGGAAGUGGUACAAAAAUGAAAUAAAUAACAGUGGGUGGAAUUCAGUAUAGCACUAUGGUGAAUGUUACAUCGGUGCACAUAUUUCUCUCUGCACAACUCUCCUUCUCUCCCUGCAUAUCCCCUAAAUCUGUUCUAAAGGCUUCCCCAACCCUAUGGAGAUUUGGGGAUAGGACAAAAUAUUGAGAAUCUCAUCUUCCCCUCUUCCACCCUUUUAAAAUCCAUAUGAUUAUAGGGAAACAUUUUGAAUCAAAGUUGGCAGAUUUUGCUGAAAGCAGAUAAAGUCUAAGGUUCCUCAUGGUCUAUGGUCAGGCCUUCUCAGCUUGGUGCAAGUGUGUCUCUACUUUUCUCCCUAGUUUUUCUUAAAAGGAACUCAGCAGAAGUCUCCCAUAAACAAAGUAAUAGGAAUUGUGCAAUGCCAAUGAAUUCAUGGAGACUUGCAUAACUUACUGAUUGCACCUUUGGUGUUCUGAUGCUGCAGAAUAGAAGAGCCUUUGAUUAUGAUCGUCUUAGACCCUUCCCUUUACCACAACUGAGCUUUAAGUCUGUGACUCUAUCCUUCACAACACUUAAGCCUCCUUCCCUGCUUGCUCUGCUUCACACAAGCCCUCUUCAUGAUGUCAUUUUUUGCUCUCCUACUCUGGACCUGUGUGUAUGAUGUGUGGCAUUUUUGUUCCCAUGUAGGAGCAGUUCAAGGUGGACCGUCAUGGAGGCUUGACCAACCUCCAAUACAGAGUGGAGUCACGAACUCGGUUGACUGUGGCAGAAUCUCCCUGCACAGUCCUCAACAUCUUCCUAGAAUGCGACACCAGUGAGACUCCCUGGUGCACAUUUGGCUGA